Molecule: messenger RNA, 2313 nt
Organism: Photinus pyralis (common eastern firefly)
Lineage: Eukaryota; Metazoa; Arthropoda; Insecta; Coleoptera; Lampyridae
Product: zinc finger protein ZFAT-like
Exons: 2
Coding region: 493-1710 (405 amino acids)
Biological process (GO): regulation of transcription by RNA polymerase II
Cellular component (GO): nucleus
Molecular function (GO): DNA-binding transcription factor activity, RNA polymerase II-specific; RNA polymerase II transcription regulatory region sequence-specific DNA binding
Source: RefSeq, a predicted model, not a curated record
CCAUAAAAAGUAUUGUUCUGCGUUCUGUGGAUAUAACCUAUAUCGCCUUCCCCAUAGACAAGUUCCUUGCCAUUGAUUAUACAAGUGUGUUAUGUGUAUAAUUACAGAUUUAAAUAUCAGGCCUUCAUUCAACGAUAUAACGUAUCUAUGCUAUUAUAUUAUAUCACAAUCACAAAUAAUCACGUACGGUAUCGUCGGUAUCUCAAUCUAUAUACUCUUUGUAAACUGUUUAAGUAUUGAAUGUUUAUAUCUUUGUUUAUUCAUAAACAAAUCUUAUACCUUUUGUUUAGUUUAUAGCUUAGAUCGUGUAAUUAUAUUCCAUGUAAAUAGAUCAUUGUAUAUUUAAUACUCGAUUUAGUAUCAAUAGGUACUCAUAUGAUCAAAGUGUUUACUAUUCUCACAAUUUUGGGGUGGUGAUAGUGCAAAUCAAACCUACUUAAUUUUUGUAUCUUUCUGAAUGCUUAUGGGCAGUUACAUUGGUCAAGGUGCCUAAUGGAUGACAACGUUGUCUUAGUUAAAAUUGAACCAAAACAAGAAGAAGAAAUAAAUUUGUCCAUUGAAGGAGACAUUCUUGUAACGGAUGUUUCUUUUGAAACUAUAAAGGGAGAACAUAAUGGAACUACGACAGGUUCACCAUAUUGUAGGCAAGAGUACAAUGGAGAUCAAAUGCUGCAACAAGGUCAUUCCUCAAACAUUAAAUGUGGAACUGUAAAGUUUAAAUGUGUGGCUUGCGAUUACACAACGGGUAAUGAACCACAUUUUAAAAUACACCUCGUGACGCACAAGGAUACUGAAGAUUUUAAAUGUGCAAAAUGUAAUUAUGCAACAAAUAUUAAACGCUGUGUUGAAUCGCAUCUCUUAACUCGGGAACAUUCGAAAUGUUUUAAAUGUGAUAUUUGUGAUUAUACAACGGACACUAAGAGGAAUCUGAGAAAUCAUGAUCAAAAACACACGGUUUCAGAACUUUUUAAAUGUGACGUUUGUGAUUAUGCAACAAAAUGGAAGUACAGUUUGGAGCAACAUGUCGUAAAACACAAUUAUUUGAAAGAUUUAAAAUGUGAUAUUUGUGGUUAUGCAACAACGAAGGCCUAUUUAAAAAAACAUGUUUUAAUACACAGUUAUUCAAAAGAUUUUAAAUGUGAUUUUUGUGAUUAUGCAACAAACAGGAAGGGCAAUUUGAAGCUACAUGCCUUAAUACACAAUGAUUCAAAAAAGCUUAAAUGUGUAAUUUGUGAUUAUGCAACGAAUAGGAAAGACCAUUUAAAGCAACAUGUCCUAAUACACAAUGAUUCAAAAGAUCUUAAAUGUGAUAUUUGUGAUUAUAGAACAAAUACUAGGACAAAUUUGAGGGGUCAUGUUCUAAAGCACAAUGUUUCAACCGUUUUUAAAUGUGACACUUGUGACUAUGAAACAAAAAGGAAGCGGAGUUUGAAGUUACAUGUUUUAAUACACAAUGAUUCGACAUAUUUCAAAUGUGAUAUUUGUCAUUAUGCAACGAAAAGGAAGGGCAAUCUAAAGCGACAUGUUGUAGUACACAGUGAUUCGAAAGAUUUUAAAUGUGAUAUUUGUGAUUAUGCCACUAACAGGAAGGACAGUUUAAAACAGCAUGUCUUAUUACACAAUGAUUUGAAAUUUAAAUGUGACAUUUGUGAUUAUACAACAAAUACUAAUAGGAAUUUGAGAGGUCAUGUUUUAAAACACAAGGUUUGAACAGUUUUGAAAUGUGACGAUUGUGACUGCAACAAAAUGGAAGCACAGUUUGAAGAUACAUGUCUUAUUUUUAAUAAGCAGUUUGAAAUUGCAUACAAUCAUUCUUAGCACUGUAAUUGAGCGUCAUCAUAUAUGUACAGAAUGCUAAUUGUACUUUCAAGUAAUUAGCUAUGCUAAUAAUUACCUACUAUAGGAAUAGUAAAUUUGGCAAACCACAGGGAUUUAAAAUGCUCUACCUCUACUUUUGGGUUUUACCACUUGCAAAACAAUUUUUUCUCAUUUGUUUUAGCGGUGGUGUGUGAUUUCAUCACUGUCACUGAUUUACGCAAGGGUCAGAAACAGAUUAAGUAGGGAAAUGAGUGUGUUUAUUCAGAAAUUAUAUUGCAAAUAACAAUAAAGUUGUCCAGUUGAUAAAAAUACCUGCUUAUAUUUUUUAAUGUUAAUACAGGUCUAGACCAUUUGUGAAUGUAACGAACGUUAAUUAUCAAAAUCUUAAGUAAAAAUAAAAAUUUAAUAAAUAUAUAUGUUAUUUGCUAGGUAUCUAAACCUAUCUAAAUAUAGAUAUUGUAUCUUUAGCAUGUACAUCUUUGGACAGAAUUAAAC